Messenger RNA from Neodiprion virginianus, 10532 nucleotides. It is a transcript of the gene fry, whose product is annotated as protein furry. Gene Ontology annotation, biological process: neuron projection development; cell morphogenesis. The transcript is spliced from 47 exons. NCBI's taxonomy places the organism in Eukaryota, Metazoa, Arthropoda, Insecta, Hymenoptera, Diprionidae. The record is from RefSeq and is a predicted model, not a curated record. Bases 258 to 9761 code for a protein of 3167 amino acids. Gene Ontology annotation, cellular component: cell cortex; site of polarized growth.
CGUGAAUAAUUAUUAAUCAUUCGAAUUGGCGGUAACCAGCGUCUUGAAGUUUCAACGAACGCUCGAAUUAUUCCUAUUGUUCCGGACAAGGGGGCAUCCAAAUGAGGAAACCGUGGAAUUGAACCGAGUGGGAGCAACUCUGGGGCUCUGUCAAAAAUCAAACGUCAAAACCGUGAAAAAUAUACGACAAGUAAUUACUUUGCAAACGAAUGAUUGUUGUGGCAAGCUAUGGUCUGAAGUAACGACUCAGAGUGAAGAUGUUGCCUGAAAGAGAGGCGAACAUUGAAGACAUGACAGAAGGGGGAGAAAAUCAACCGACUACCGGCGAAGAGAUACAAACCGAGGCGGUAGAACCAGUGACAAUAACAAGUGGAACUCUACAGGAAGGUUUGACCGAAAUUACACCUCAGAUAAUUCGAGGCUUGAAUCAGGAUGUGCUCACAAUUCACGGAUCUACACAAGGAGAGAGUAGCGAUGCUGCUAGUAUACACACAGCGAGUACUUCGGUUUCUGGGAACGAAUCAACUUCUAGCAGAGUAAGCGCAGUUACGGUAGUGCUACCUUGGGGUGCUCAGAAAGAAACAGUAAGACCGCAGCAGAUUGGAGACAUGGACAUGAGGCCAGGGGAAUAUGUGAUGAGAAUGCUAUUUGCAGAUUUUACUAUGCAAGCUGAAAAAAAGAUGGAAGCAGUAAUGACUGAACCACAGGAGAAAUCGCUUUCAAAAGUAUUACAAAGAGGAGAAGACGCGCAAUUUGAUCAACUCCUCUCUGCGUUUGGUUCAGUUGCUGAGCAUUGCCUUCCAUCGAUAUUGCGUGCGCUUUUCAACUGGUACGACCGUCAAUUGGUCGAUCAUGGAACAGAGCAGAAGAAACCUGCAGCUGGAAAAGAAGAUCAAAGAGGAAAAAGCAUAAUGUAUACAAUAGUAUCAGGAAGUGUGGAGACGGUCGAAAGAAGCGAGCCUGAGUUGCUGCAAGAACGUAGAGAUCUGGCGGUGGAAUUUAUAUUCUGUUUGAUGCUCAUUGAAGUUCUUCGUCAGCUUCCUUUUCAUCCAGGACACGAGGAUCUUGUAUCCCAUAUCGAAAACAUAGCUUUUAAGCAUUUCAAGUACAGAGAGGGGAUACAAAAUGAACGCAAUGCUGCCAACAUUCAUAUAAUUGCUGAUCUGUACGCCGAGGUGAUAGGAGUUCUUGCUCAGUCUCGAUUUAUGUCUGUUAGAAAGCGUUUCAUGCUAGAACUAAAAGAACUACGUGCUAAAGAACCUGGAACACAUACAACACAAAGUAUAAUCUCUUUGCUUAUGGGCAUGAAAUUCUUCCGAGUCAAAAUGGUUCCAAUCGAAGAGUUUGAAGCAUCAUUUCAAUUCAUGCAAGAGUGUGCUCAAUACUUUUUGGAAGUAAAAGAUAAGGAUGUGAAACAUGCUCUUGCCGGUCUGUUUGUUGAAAUCCUCGUUCCAGUUGCUGCUGCUGUCAAAAACGAGGUAAACGUACCAUGCUUGAAAAAUUUUGUUGAAAUGUUAUAUUCCACUACAUUGGACAUGUGUACAAAGUCCAAGCAUCGAUUGGCGCUUUUCCCCCUCGUCACAUGCCUACUCUGCGUUAGUCAGAAAACAUUUUUUCUACAAAAUUGGCAUUAUUUCCUUGCCAUGUGCCUGUCGCAUCUGAAGAACCGAGAUCCAAAAAUGUGUCGAGUUGCACUAGAGGCUCUAUACCGAUUACUGUGGGUGUACAUGAUCCGCAUAAAAUGCGAGAGCAACUCAGCCACUCAAAGCAGGCUUCAGAGUAUAGUUCAUUCGUUAUUUCCGAAAGGAUCGAAGGCAGUGGUACCUCGUGACACGCCGUUGAACAUAUUCGUUAAAAUCAUCCAAUUCAUUGCUCAAGAGAGGCUGGACUUUGCAAUGAGAGAAAUAGUUUUUGAUUUGCUGUCGGUUGGCCGUCCGAUAAAAAUUAUUCUCACCCCUGAACGAAUGAGUAUUGGUUUGAGAGCCUUUCUUGUCGUCGCUGACAGUCUACAGCAGAAGGAAGGCGAACCACCGAUGCCACGUACCAUGGGAGUACUACCAAGCGGCAACACGAUGAGAGUUAAAAAGACAUUCCUGAACAAGAUGCUGACCGAAGACACAGCGAGGAGUAUAGGUAUGUCGUCAUAUUUUCCAUACGUACGACGUGUCUUUGUAGACAUUUUACGAGCCUUGGAUGUACAUUACGGAAGACCGCUUAUGAUGACCAGUACUCAGAAUGUUAACAAAGAGCCUGACGAGAUGAUAACUGGCGAAAGAAAGCCCCGGAUUGAUUUGUUUCGAACCUGUGUCGCUGCCGUACCUCGACUUAUUCCCGAUGGUAUGACCGGUGCAGAAUUAGUCGACUUACUCAGCAGACUAACUGUACACAUGGAUGAAGAACUUCGCGGUUUGGCUUAUCAGAGUCUCCAAACUUUGGUACUUGAUUUUUCUGAUUGGCGACAAGACGUCAUUCUUGGAUUUACUCAGUUUCUUGCUAGAGAUGUGCAAGAUACGUUUCCUCAGUUAGUUGACAAUGGGUUGAGGAUGCUGCUGCAACUGCUGACUAGCUGGAAAAAUGCUCUGAUAAGUCCGAGUGUGAGGUCCAAGGAUCAGCAGGCGGAAACAAUGAGAACAUCUACUCGCGGCGAAGUUCAGACUAAGAAAAGUGAAUCUUUGCAGAAAAUUGAAUCUGGCCCCAGUGUCUUUCAUUUGGUCGAAGGUUUCGCUUUGGUCAUGUUGUGCAAUUGCAGACUUUGUCCCCGUCGAUUGGCUGUACAUAUACUACGUGAGGUCAAACUUCUCCUCAAGACCUUAGGUGGAGUUGACGACGAUCAGCCAGUAAUAGAUGUAAUAGAUGCUUGUUGUCCUACGGUAUUAGAAAAAUGUUAUCAUAUGUUACCUCCGGGUGAAAAAGCUGCGGCAACGUCCACCUCAAAUGUGGAUCUACAGUGGAUCGCGGACAGAAGUACAUGCGUAUGGACUGCUGGAUUCCACGAUGAGAAUAGUACAAAAAGCUCUUCAACGUUGAAUCUUAACGGCGCCGAUCCAUGGAGUAGCUGUUUGUUUGCGUUUCUGGAGAGGGAUAGAGUUCUCACUUUGUGUCCUAAUGCAGUAGCGCAUUCCUGGCCGAUUGUGUUCACUAGAAUCAAUUCGCUAUUCACAGUUGUUGAUCCGACACCAGUCAAUGACAAUAGAGCUUCGUUACUGCGAAGUUCAACCGCUGUAAAAAAACCUGUCAAUGAGAGGGAUGUCUACAUGCACGUGUGGAAAAAUUAUCUCACAUUUGGAUACAGGGUUGUACCGCCGAUACCAAGUCCGAUCGUUCGUUGUGCCAGUCCUGACUUGAGCCUGAGUGGUCAACAAACGGUGGAGUUUGGUGUUUUAUGCAUGAGUAAGGAGUUGAGUCAGAGCCUGGAGAACCUCGGCGGGGCGCAGACCCUGCCGGGCCGUUUCUCUGUUUCCUCCAUAUCCGGCAUCUACACGAGGCAUAAGCGGACCAGCUCAUCGCCGGACAGUCUAUCUGCGGAACGAGGCGACAACAAGUCUCCAGGAGCAAACGCCAGUCCAGCAGCGCUCUAUAAACUUACCGUACCCCUGCUUCGAGUCGAAGCAGUGGAUGUCAGAGAUGCGGCUGUUCAUGCUAUAGGAAAAGUCAAUCCCGAUGCUCUCAAGGAUUUGAUGGAGGAACUUGUACCGUACAUUCGCGAGGCUGUUGAUAGAAAACAGGAAAAUAUGAGAAGAAGACGCCGACGAGACGCGUUGCGAUUGCAGCUGGUUCGAGUAUUGGAACUCAUCGCUGAGUACGGGACUUUUGGAAUCUGUCCUUCGGUGCUGGAUCGUGAGACGCAAUCUCUGCAUCCAACAUUUGUGGAAUACAUGGAUGGCGCCCGUGUUUAUUUGGAACUUGAGACAGACAAAGAAGCUCCCGCAGUCAGAGAUAUAAAGCUGCACUUUUGCAACUUUAUCAGGAAAAUGAUCAAGAGCUUUUCACUCGAAACCUGUCACACACUCUUGAAGAGAGAUCUUCGCAGCAAUCUUUUCACAUUGUUUGCAAGUUGGGCCGGACCAUACGGUCGUCCAUUAACCAGUAAUUCGUCGACUCACGAAGAAGAGAAAUUCUGUUCCGAGCUUCAACUUUCAGCCCUGCAAGCAAUGAGCGGUUUACUCUGUUGCGGACCUUGCUUUAAUCCUCAAAGUCUGUCAGAGGAAGGCGCCAUUCUUUAUCAAUGGCUCGAUUUGCUUUUGGCCAGUAAAGAUGAAAAGAUUUACGCGCUGGCACGUGAAACAGUGGUUUUAUUGCUGGAGGGUAAUCCUGAUAUCGGAGCUCUACUAGAUUGGGUCGUAGAUCGAUGUUACACCGGUGCUCCUCAGGUGGCGGACGGCUGUUUUCUCGCUUUGGCCACAAUCUUCAGCGCAAGGGAAUAUCCGUGCGAUCAUUACACCAGCAUAAUAAACGUGACCCUGAUGAACACCGGAUGUCCACGAGCUCCCGUCCACGACGCCGCUCUCCAGCUCCUCCAGCUUCUGGAUCAGCGUUUUUUUGGAAAUGUCGGACCUCUUCCAGCAGCCGACGUCGAAGCCGGACAAGAGGAACUGGCUGUCGGGACAUCGGCGGCUGAAGUUCCCCCAGGACCAGGCAGCCCUGGAGGAGUUUUGACUGUCGGUAGCAGCCGCGUCGGCACCCUGGACGCUCUUUUGUCAGCCUCUUAUUGCCGCAGUCAAAUGUACCUGUCGCGACAGCUGGCCCAAUUGCACCCGAAACUGACCAUGCCCAUGUUCAGCGAAAUUACGCAUAGAUUUCAAACUGCGAGACGGGAAGUGCGCCAGUUACUAUUGCAGUAUCUUCUCCCUUGGCUUCACAACAUGGAAUUGGUCGACCCAAACGUGCCUCCACCUUCCAACCCUCUGAGCUACUAUCAGUACUAUGCAAGUGAUGUCACACGAGGAGGACCUCGUCGAGAAGGAUGGGGUAGCGCCGAGGCAACAGAGAUGGUGCUGAAUAAUUUGUUUUACAUCACUGCCAAGUUUGCAGAUGAACAUCCAAAAGAAACGGAAGAAUUAUGGGCAACUUUGUGUGGUUGCUGGCCCAAUAAUCUCAAAGUCAUCAUUCGAUAUCUGAUAAUAGUGUCAGGCAUGGCACCGCUAGAACUAUUACCAUAUGCAAAACGUGUAGUUCUCUACCUGGCGAGAGCCAGACCUGAUCGUCUUCUCGAUGAAAUGAUGACGGAAUUACAAACAGUUGAGACGUUGAACUGUCUCAUUGAACGUACCGAAACGCCUCCGUUCUACAGGCUUACCAGCAUGAGGAAGGCUUCGUCACACAGCGACGCUCCUGCUGCAGAUCCAGCAAAUCCGUCGAGAGAUUUGGGAGUGGAAAAAGGUACCAUUCACACAAAACGACAUUCCGGAGAAGAUCCCAUCAAGACAGGCGGCUCAAAAUCAGAUACAGCCUUACGAGCACUGGCAGGAUUUCCUACGCCUCGUGUUGAAAAAACUAGAACUUGUAGCGGCCCAGCUGGUUUGCCAGACGAUUUGUCAACACCUACAACUGAAGCCGAGCUCAAUACCGACGAGUCAUGUUACGUACCUCGAAACGUGGUCGGCGGAAAUGGCAAAGUCAAUUGUCCAGGGGAGAAGUUUGACAUUCCUCAACCACAUCCGUUACCGAUGCCAGAGUACGGAGGCUACUUUGCACCGCUUACUGAAUAUCUUCCGGACAGUUCCCAGCCUAUAAGCGGCUUCCACAGGUGCAAUAUUGCAGUGAUGCUGCUCACCGACGUCGUCGUUGACGGAGUUGAAUUGGACUGGGCUAUUCACGUUCCUCUAAUGCUUCAUAUUGUCUUUCUGGGUCUGGAUCAUUCGAGACCGUUAGUCAGAGAUCAUUGUCGAUGUCUUUUGCUCAACCUUCUUGUUGUCUUGGGUGAUCAUCGCGAUCAUUUGGGCGUCGCACGCGUUCUUCUCGCAUCUCGCACAGAACAAUUAGGACUUGGCUUAACAACUCCAGCUCUGCCAGUUCUUGAGCAUAAUUUCACCGAAGUUGAUCCAGAAUUUGACAGUUAUCUAUUCGUUCCACCUCCUCAGGCAGUUUGCACUACAGUUCCUCAAUCAGUUGCGGAAGAUUCCAAGGAACUGAUUGUUCCGGUUUUCGUGGAAACCUCGGCACCUAGUAGCAGUACAUCGUCGAUAGGGUCAACUGGCACAGUGCCUGUUAUUGUUACACCAGAAGAUGGUGCCAACUGGGCAGGACCGCAGCCUGGUCCUAAUAUGUCCAUCCAGGACGUGAUCAAGUCAUUGAUCAACUUUCUGGCAGCCAGGACAAAUCAACCGUUGUGGAAUUAUGAAGAUAUGACUGCGAAAGUAUGGUGGGUAAGGAGUGCUGAACAGCUAACCGUGUUAUUGCGCCACGUAUUACGCGUAUUCAGAGACUCCUUACCGCAUGCUCUUGUCAGUCAGCGAUGGGCUCAAACAGCGCUUCAGCUUGGUCUUUCUUGCUCGUCUCGGCAUUACGCCGGAAGAUCGCUGCAAGUUUUCAGGGCGUUACGAGUUCCUAUUACUUCCAGAAUGCUGUCGGACAUUUUGUCCAGACUAGUGGAGACGGUAGCUGAACAAGGAGAAGAUAUGCAGGGAUACGUCACGGAACUUCUUUUGACUCUUGAAGCAGCCGUCGAUUCACUUGAGUCAGAUUUUAGGCCGUUAGACUUUAUGAAGGAAAUUUUCAAAUCAACGCCAAACUUGAAUAACAAGGAUCCGGUGUCAGGAAUGAUAAUUGGCGGAAAGCGCAGUCCCGGAGGUGGAAAUUUCUAUCCACUUGGACCGUUUUUCUCACAUCUUAAUCAAGGUGGCCAUACACGUAGUACAAGUUAUUCUGUCAGCUACUGUAUGAGGAAACCCAGUGGUAGUCCAGCGACCGAUCCAAAAGAGUUAGAAAAUCGAACCGGUUGCAGUAAGUAUCCGAACACAAACCUGUCCAGAUCAAGAUCAGCGCAAUCCUUGAAGUUGUUAGGCGAUUCAGCGACGCAGGAUGACAAGAUGACCAUAUUAGCUCAGCUGUUCUGGCUCUCCGUAUCACUCUUGGAGUCUGAUUACGAGCACGAGUUUCUACUGGCCUUGAGACUUUUGAGCAGAGUACUGCAUCGGCUUCCGCUAGAUCGUCCAGACGCCAGAGAUAAAGUGGAAAAAUUACAACAACAAUUGAGGUGGAAUUCUUUUCCGGGCGUACAUGCUUUAUUACUUAAAGGAUGCACCAGCCCUAACACCUACGAACCAGUUGUCACAUUACUGUCACAAUUUACUCCACUGUUGGAUCUUCCUGUAGUUGAUCCAACGCAGAGCUUAGCCUUCCCCAUGAACGUAGUGUCGCUCUUACCUUACAUGCUUCUUAAUUACGAAGACGCCAAUGAACUGUGCAUCAGAAGCGCCAAAAAUAUUGCCCAAGUCAGUUCAGAGAAGGGUAAGAAAUUGGAAAAUCUUGGAACCGUGAUGACGCUGUACAGUCGUCGAACUUUUAGCAAGGAAAGCUUUCAGUGGACAAAAUGUGUUGUUAAAUAUUUGUACGAUACUUAUGCUCACCUCAGUUUUAACAUGCUCGCAUUUCUGAUUGAAGUCCUUGAGAAGGGACCGGCGAGUGUAGCGUUACCAGUUCUUAGCAUUAUUCAUUGCAUGCUCCAUUACGUCGAUCUCGCUUCCCAAGCUGCUCAGCCUAUCAACACGGAGUUACUGAGGGUCAUUUCUAAAUAUGUUGAGGGCACGCACUGGAAGGAAGCUCUGAAAAUAUUGAAACUGGUCGUAACAAGAUCGUCGACACUAGUCGCUCCACCGAUAUCGCUUCAUGGUUCCGCAUGGGAUUCAUCUCUGGCAUCGCCCCACCCAAGUUUCACAGACACAGAGAUAUUUACGAAAAAAGAAUUACCUGGAAGAACUAUGGAUUUCACAUUUGAUCUAUCGCAGACACCAGUAAUUGGUAGAUGCUGGCUCAUAAGACAGAUCCUAGAUGACAAAUUGGUAGCAUCGCCACGACGUUCGCUCUCACUUUCGCCAGCCGAUAGUAGCGCCAUUGCUGGUUGGAAGCGGCCAUGGAUGUCACAAGGACGUGUCAGAGAAUGCUUGGUGAACUUGUUGACGACUUGCGGACAACGCGUUGGACUGCCCAAGAGUCCGUCGGUAAUAUUCAGUCAAAGUUCGGAUCUAAUGGAGAGGCAAUCUUCGAUGGCAUCUUCAACGGAGGAAGUUUCAGGAGCAAACAAUGACUUGAGCGGUGGAUCUCGGCGUGAUGACGAGCAGUUUGGUGUCUUUAAAGACUUUGAUUUCCUUGAAUAUGAAAGUGAAAGUGUGGAGGGCGAGAGUACAGACAACUUCAAUUGGGGUGUGAGAAGAAGACCUCUGAGCGAAGGAGAAGAAAGAGAGCCAAGUUUGCGCCAACUUGAAGAAAGUCUUAGCGAGAAAACUCCAUCUUCUAGCAAGCAUACUACGAGACGAGGAGUGACAGAAGAGUCAUCGGAUGAUGAGGUGGGAUCAGAAUCUCCCUUGGACGAAGUACCUGGCGGGCCUGGAACAGGACAAGAAGCAGCUUCCAUUCCUGGCAUGUUCCCACCUUCUUCACUUUCCUUGAUCCAAAGCCGUACCAGACACGAUUCCUCAACAAGAUCGGACACAUCAGGGUCAAGUGCAGGGGAUUUGGGUGAUGUAACACCCUGUAACGCUUCGCCAAAUCUGUCUUCACUGAUGCCGUUCAGACAAGUUGUCAGAGAUGACGCCGAAGAAAUGUGGAGGCAACAAAUUCAAAGUCUCGUCACUCAAGCUCCCUACAAUACUUUAGAUUUCUUCCAGCUGUUGGGCAGAAUUUUACGAGAUGUAAGCAGCAAGGCAGUCGGUCUGACUCGCGAGGCGAUCGCUUUACUCAAUAAUAGUACCUCAGCAUCGGCGCAGCUUGGAGCUCAUUUGUCUAGUCACGCGGAGUUGCUCAGCUCCAAAGCUGAACCUCCUUUAGUUUGGUUUUCGACCAGUAUUUUUGCUAACCAAAGACUGAGCGAAUCACUGCGAUUUGGAAUGUUGGAGAUUCAGGAACACUUGGAAACAUUUCUCGAUAGAAAAGAUCAUGCAACCGAGUUCCUAGAGGCUGUGAAAGCAACGAGCAAGCUUCAUAUCCUUGGUGAAAGUCAUGCAGGCGAAACAGGACUCGAAGAGAUGCUACUGGAUUUAGGAAGAGCUCUUUACAAACUCCACUUUCAGUUUCUACUUCUGAUAGAGGCGUCAAAUAAAAUGCUCAGUGCUCUGACGACGGCUGUCAAUAACGUUUCAAUUCAGCUGCAAGACAUGUCGCUGGAAGUGGCUUCAAUGAAAUUGGCACUUAGCAGGGCCCUCGAAGAAAGCACCGAAAGUGAGCGAGGCACACCGACGCCUACGCCAAGUCCAAGCCCAUUGCCCGGCAGUGCUUCGGCAGAAGAAGCUGCAAAAGUAGCUGAUCUGCUUAAAUCAGCUCGAUGGUCCGCUGCUCUUGAGGCUGUCAGACUUCACAGAGUUCAGUGGCCCAUGGAUCCAUUUCACGAUGACGAUGAUGUGACUACUGCAGUCAAUAUGUACUGCAGAAAUAUGGGUCAAGAAAGAGCUGACGUAUUUGUUAUUACACGGAAUGAGAAGGAGUUGGCAGAUGUAUUUAGCAAACUUAUGGAAAGUUUGUUUCAAGUUUUAGCUGCUGUCACGGGUCUUGAGGCGUCGGCUAAAGUGUCUAGAGCACAGACUGAGCACUCUAAUCCACAAAACUGACUGCUAGUUAGCUAUAUUACUAUAAUUUAACAUUCUAUUUUAAUAGGUAAAUGUCAAUUGUAAUUUACAUUCAAAUAUUAUCACCUCAUAUAUGUCAGUCGUUUGCGUCUCUCUAGCUAUCGUGAAUAAAAUUACUCCACCCAGAUUGGGAUCGGGUUUUAACGUAUCAUCUGUAAAUGUCGGCGGCAAUAGAAAUCAGCUAAAAAUUAAUCGACUAAUUCUCAAAAAUGCCUUACAUUGGGUUCAGUAAAUCUUUUUUUUUUUGAACUCAGAGAUAAUUUCGUUACUCUGGUAUAAUAAACACAACUCGCGACAAAUUUCAAGCUUAUUGAGAACAAAUAUAAUACACGAAACAACUGAACUAAAUUGACAAGCUUACACAACAUUUAGAUGUAAAAAAGUUAAACUGAAUAUGAUAGUUAUAUACAUAUCGUGAAUGUAACAAGAAACAGGACGAAUAAUCGAUGAAACUUUGAUAAAUGCGUGGACGUGUAUGAUGAAAGUGAAUUAAUUAUAGGUGUUCAAUAAGUUUCACUGUCAGUAUGUCUACGGAGACAGCACAAACGGUACACUUCAUCACCGUCUUGUGAUAGAAAUAUUGAAUUAAAAAAAUAUUGAAUUGUUUAGAAACGUCAUGUUGAAUUGCCGGUAAGUGCAUCGAAGUUAACAACAUCUCCGGAGGGUAAUUGGCCAACCUGUGGAACAAUUAACAUGAAAAAUGGACAAGAAAAUAUAGAGAUGCUCAUGAAUAAAUGGAAAUCUGUACCGGUA